UGGGCGGGCUUGGACAUUCUUUUUUCUUCUAUGGAGCAAACGGUAGCCGUUCCCCAGGGAGCUUCUGUCCCCAGAGACCAGAUUAGCUGCAUCUGGUCUCUCAGUAUAGACUUGGGAGGCUAACGUCUGGGGGGCUUGGGGAGGGAAGGGGCCCUCCAAUAUCCGGAUGUGGGGCAGGAAAACCCUAAUUCAGACUCUGGGUUCCCCUUCCCCAGAAAGAAGGGAGGCAAUAGUCAAGAGCACCCUGGACGACAUAGGUGGUUCCAACUGACCUCUGAUGGUUGCAAGGAGCCAGGACCAGAGCCUGCAGCUGGGGAAAAGGGCAGGCACCUGUCUCUGCACCCACUGGACCCCAGCAUCCAGACCCCACACCCCAGGCUGUUCCCUGUCCAGUCAGCUGAUUGGAGAUGGAGCAUCUGAGGGACGGUCUGCAGGGUGAGGGUAUGAAGGAGGACAACUCUGGAGAGCCUAGAGACCUCUAGUUACCAUGCCCCUUCCUUUCUCUAGAAGCUCAACUCCAGGGAAGUACAACUCAAGCUACUUCUGUGUCCUGGUUUGCAUGCUUGGAGACUUGGGAACCCACCAUCUCGGAAAUCGAGUCCGGUGGCUCCCAGGCUGCAGUGACGGUCCAGAGCUGGCACCACAGAACCUGGGCGACCCCCUCCACCCACCCAUGCCCACCCCACAUGAGGCUGAGAAACAGCACACAGGACCAGAGGAGGCGGACAGGCCCCCCUCGAUGUCCAGCCAUGAUGCAGCUCCCUCAGGACCCCCCAGUCGCAAUCCCUGCUGCUUAUGCUGGUGCUGCUGCUGCAGCUGUUCCUGGAACCAAGAACGGCAGCGAGCUUGGCAGGCUUCUCGGGAAAGCAAGCUGCAACCCCUCCCCAGCUGUGAAGUUUGCACUCCACCAAGCCCUGAGGAAGUACAAAGCUGGGCACAGUCCUUUGACAAGUUGAUGCAUAGCCCCACGGGCCGCAGUGUGUUCCGGGCAUUCCUACGCACAGAAUACAGUGAAGAGAACAUGCUCUUCUGGCUGGCCUGUGAGGAAUUGAAAGCAGAGGCCAACCAACAUGUGGUGGAUGAGAAGGCGCGACUUAUCUAUGAGGACUACGUGUCCAUCCUGUCCCCCAAGGAGGUGAGCCUGGACUCUCGUGUGCGAGAAGGCAUCAAUAGGAAGAUGCAGGAGCCAUCGCCACACACGUUUGAUGAUGCACAGCUGCAGAUCUACACCCUCAUGCACCGGGACUCCUAUCCUCGCUUCCUCACCUCCCCCACCUACCGUUCUCUGCUACUCCAGGGGGCCCCACAGUCCUCCUCUGAGGCCUAGGUGCUUGCCACACACGUAUUCUACUCUAUGGGCAGACUAGGGGCUAACCCUGCCCCAUUUGGCUGGAAGUAGACUCAGUCUCAGUGGUAACUGCAGUGUUCUGCUCUGCCCUAGCCUGCUCCAACUGGGGGUCUCCUAGAUGGUGCAUCAGACCCCCCAGUCAUGUGCCCAGGAGAUGUUCUCAUAGAGAACAGCCUCUAUGCCAACAGGUUUGUAGCAGAACUGUUUAUUCCUCAGAACCAGAUGUGGGACUUCAGAGUCAGGCUCAAAUGAAGAGCCCAUUUAUAUUUUAUAUGUUAAUGAACUUUAAAAUUGGAAAUAUGUCCUUAUUGUACAAAAGAAAAAAGAAAGCUUUCACAUUCAUCUGUAUUCUUCCACAUGCCAAAAACAUGAUAUCAUAUUCUUGACCUUUUUAAAACAAGUUUCUGUUUAUCCCACAAUUAGAGUAGGAGGUUAGAGAAGAGGAUCAUCCAUCUCUACCCUGUGCCCUGCCCAAGGUAUGGCUCUCAGAACUGGCCUCAACUCUUAGGCUUGAGAUGUAACUGGAGAUGAUCCCAAACCCUUGUAUACUUGGUGAAAUGUCUUCCCAGAGCCUGGUGGGAACAAAGCUGAUGGCACAAGGUCAUCUUCAUCUUAUGGGUCCAAUAAAGCAAAGCACCCAGUA
Molecule: messenger RNA, 1991 nt
Organism: Peromyscus leucopus (white-footed mouse)
Lineage: Eukaryota; Metazoa; Chordata; Mammalia; Rodentia; Cricetidae
Gene: Rgs19
Product: regulator of G protein signaling 19
Exons: 6
Coding region: 488-1327 (279 amino acids)
Source: RefSeq, a predicted model, not a curated record